This is a messenger RNA of Daldinia loculata, 1695 nucleotides long. RefSeq lists its product as uncharacterized. NCBI's taxonomy places the organism in Eukaryota, Fungi, Ascomycota, Sordariomycetes, Xylariales, Hypoxylaceae. The transcript is spliced from 2 exons. The record is from RefSeq and is a predicted model, not a curated record. Bases 620 to 1342 code for a protein of 240 amino acids.
UAUAUCACAUAGUUAGCGUUUGUUUUCUAUUCUUUCCUCUAAUAGCACUCACCUACAUGAUACCUUAACUUAUAUCUAGAUGUACCUAAGCUAGUUUGCUUCACUCAGCCAUAAAAGCAACAGCCUAUCAAGAAGGGUAUCGUUCAAUAAUUAGCAUAUGAUAUUCUCUCACCGCCCCAUUUCCGGACACUUUUCUCCGGAAGUGUAGUAAAAGAAGCACAAAUCUGUCGAGUUGCAGAUACUAGUAACGAUAAUAUCAGUCUGAGGCUUGCUUACACGAAAAUCAUGGACGAUGGUGAUCCCAGCGUUGAGAGCUGAUCACCACGCCACAACGUUAUUCUCACCUGAUUUUUGCAUUGACCGUCUUGCCUUUUCCUUUUCCCCACGAGCUGAGCGCGAGACUAUGAUGGCGUAUCCAGUCGUUCGCUGGCGAUUCUUCGGUUUGUCCAAGAACCGGUGGUGCUCCCAUACAAACAUACAUAGUUUAUAGCACGGUUCUAUCGCUUCCCCUGUACAUAAGAGUAUCAUAACUUCCCCUGCUGCGACAUAACAUGUUCUUCAAGAGGCCGUCUCUUAUAGAUUAUUCUUGAAGUUAUACCGUUAUCACUCAAGCUAAACGAUGAGUAGAUUCGCGGUAUACUGUGACUGGAUCGCCACUGCUCGAAAAUGUUUGAACGGUGAACAGCCUCCACGCUACAUAGCAAGAUUCUACGUUCGGGAAAACCCUGUUCGGUUUCCUCUUGCCGGGGUAGAACCUUCUAACCGCGUCGCUCAGUUUUACGAAGAGUUACUCGCCGAGGUCGAGCAAUCCAGGCUGAGAGACAGGCGAAAGAAGCUAUACCGGCAAUUCGUAAAUAGGGUUAUCGCUGCCCAUGCCGCCGUUGAAGAUGCGGGAGUACCGCUUGGGACUGUUUCGAUGCUUCGGAACCCCCUAGCUCACUUAGAUAUAGCGCUAAACCGGAUGGCGGAUUUAAUAGAAUACGACAACGAGCAUCCGAUUCAUUGGUCAGAAGUGUUCCCGAUAGAGAAUACUAAGAGUCAAUUAUCGCCAAGUGAGCUUUGGCUCCACUUCAAGCUAGAGAGCAUUCGGCCAUGUCUCGUCUUCCUAGUGCGGCUCUUGGGGCUAGUACUUCCAAAGUAUUCGGACAUGUGGCGUGAAUGCGAUGAGAGCCUGACGAGUACAGAAUGGAUAGCUCAGUUCAUUCUCGAUUCACCGAGAGCUCCGAGGGAGUCACCAUCGGCACGUCGUCCAGGAAUUGACCUGUCAUCUCAGCAGGCCAACCCUGGCUUGCAUGGCAUACAAUUGUGCGGCUCGGCUUUAAUGAGACAUCCAAGAGUCUAAUCCUUCUAAAUAUGAAAGAAGAGAAACCCAAAUAGAUAUUACCUAUAAUGUUGUUGCCAUUGAUAAAUUGGAGCUGUCUGUAAUUAUAAGGAUUAAAUUCAUCCUCUUAUAGGACUCGCAAUGAUAGGUCUACUAGGGAAACUACCUGUUCGGAAUUUGGCAAAGAUUAUAUGAAUCCAUACUAAGUUGAAUUGGAGGCUGGAGACUGGAGACUGGAGUGUUAUAUUUCGGUAACUGAAAAGUGUACCUAUCCGAGUUUAUGGAUAGGUAGCGUUAUCCUUUAACUACCCAAUUAACAAGGCCUUAUGCUACUAUCGCAUGCACUCCCCCCACUUACCCCAGAUUCGAGUUGG